AAUCUCUCUCUCUCUCUCUCUCGAUCUCUCGAUACACCCAAAAGAAGCAAAAACUCUCAAUAGGAGCUAUAAAAUGAUAAAGGAACUCCCCCAUCAUUAAUGUCCACCUCUCCCCUCCCUUUCAACCCCUCUCUCCGUCUCUAUACGUAUAUACUGUCUCUCUCUGUCUCUGGAGUUUGAAUUUUUAUUUUUUAGUUGAAAAAAAAAUGGAGAAAAGUCGUCACAGAAAGUCUAGGAGUGCUUCGGGAAUUAUGGAAGGUUUAUUUCUCUUUCUCUCUCUAUUUCUCUAUUUGGUUGAUAAGAUUUUGUCAAACAAUGAAAAAUUAUGGAAGGCUUUCUUUUGGUCUGUUUGUUUUUGUUGGUGCACAGGAAGUAAACUAGUUCAAAAACAGAUUGCUAGACCAAAAGUGACUCUCAAUUCUCGUUCCUACUGUGAUGGAACCGCUAGGGGAGAUAUGACUAUGCUUGAUUUAGGAAAGGGCUCUUCCAAACGAGUAACUGGGACGCCAAUUAAGAAGUUGCUUGAUGAGGAAAUGGCAAAAGAAGGUGAAUCAAAGAGAAGGCCGCCCAGCAUUGUUGCCAGAUUGAUGGGUCUUGAAGGGAUGCCAUCUCCGCAGCAUAUUGGUAGACAACAGAGAAGGUUUUCAGACAGCUGCCAACAUAGAAAUGAACAGAUAGAUCCCAGACGGAGAAGGCAACUAUUCGACGAACAAUCAAGUAAAAGAAGCUCCAUGGAACACCAAGAAUUCAAGGAUGUAUAUGAGGAUUUGGAAGCAUCACAUGUUGCCAACCGUCGUCAUUCAUCAAGAUGGAGUGAAACAGGAAUAUUUGGGACUCCUGAUUUGGCACUUAUACAGCAGAAGUUUAUGGAUGCAAAACGUCUUUCAACUGAUGAAAGGUUUCAGAACUCAAAAGAAUUUGAUGACAUCCUUGAGGCGCUUGAAUCAAAGAAGGAAUUAUUGUUAAAGUAUCUUCAGGAACCAGAUUCCUUGUUUAUGAAACACUUGCAGGAUCUUCAAGCUGGCACUGCUAGUUCUACGUGCAGUCAGAUAGCAGUCUUAAAGCCGUCAAAAUCUGUGAAGUAUGAAGGCAGUGUCAAAUCCUGCAAAUCUAGUAGAGGCACUUCAUGUAAACACGGCAUUAACUUUCAGAAAGAGCGCCUUGAUGGUCUCUUACUCCAGUCACAGCAUUGUCAUAGUGGACAUAACUCCCAAAAGUCGUCACCAGUUGUUUCUGAAGGAAAGGAGGAAAACAUUCUACCAACAAGAAUUGUUGUUCUGAAACCAAACCUUGGGAUAACACAAACUGAUAUUACUUCCAUUCAAUAUCACCCUGACGCGAGGAAGCAUGCACAACAUCCUUGUGCUUCACCUGGGGGAGCAGGACUAGAGGAAGAGAAAAAUUCAUCAAAGAAUAUGGGGAUCGUAAGGCCCAAGUCAAAUGAAGCAAGAGAUGUUGCAAAGGAAAUUACGAGGCGGAUGCAAGACUCUUUUGGGCCUUUUGAUGGUAGGGAUGCAUAUUUUAGAGGUUCUGGUGUCAAAGGGUAUGCUGGAGAUGAAAGUUCUUGUGAUGUUUAUGAAAGUGAUUCGACCGGUGAGUCAGACAUUACAACUUUGUCCAGUAGGAAGUCAUCUGGUAGGGGUAAUCUGAAAAAAUCUUCAUCACUGGGUUCUUCUGAAUCAUCAGUGGGCAAGGAGGCAAAGAAGAGGUUGUCUGAGAGGUGGAAGAUGAGUCAAUAUUAUCAAGACGUCGAAGUGGCUUGCAAGAGUAGUACACUUGGUGAAAUGCUUUCUUUACCUGAUGGGGGAACGGAACGCGAUUGUUGUGAUAAUACUAUGGUGCAUGUUGAAGAAGCCAUUAGCAAAUCUGGUGGCAGGAAAGGAACUACCGAAUGGGAUUUCCCGUUAGGUAUUAGUAGCAGGGAUGGUUGGAAGGAUUUAUGUAUUAAUGAUUCAUCAGGAUGCAGAUCAACUUCUCCAUCUUUUUGCAGCAAAAAGCAUAGAACCAGAGCACGGCGGGAAGUUUUUUCUAAUAAGCAAUACUCAAUUUUCAAAGAGCCUGUAGAUAGGGAACAGUCUGUAACUCAUCGCAGAAGUAGGUCAUUGGAUGGUAUGCUUAAUUUGAGAGAUGAAUUCUUAUCCAAAGACUCUAGGUCCAGCCAGAAGAAAGUGCAUUCCAGUCGUCUUGGCAGUGACUCGUCGCCAAAAGGCAAGCUAUGCCAGAGAAUCGAUAUGAGCCUAGGGGAGAACCUAGACCUGCAUUCUGGUCGUCCUGGCAGUGACUCCUCGCCAAAAGGCAAGCUAUGCCAGAGAGUCGAUAUGAGCCUAGGAGAGAACCUAGACAAGCUCCUUUCUGAGAUGUUGCUUUUAGUUUCUCAAGUGCCUUCUGCAGAUGGGGUGAGGAAUAUUAAUGCUUCAGAUGAUGCCGAAACCGAGAGUAUUACCCUGGCUUCGGAAUAUUCUGUUGAGAUGCUCCCGAAGCUCCCUUCAGAAUGCGUCACUGCUUCUCCUCUUAACCAACAGGUCUCAAUUCUACAGGACUCACUUCCGGAACCAUCACCUGCAGCAGCUUCUGUUGUUUUGGAGUAUCCUGUACCUGAACCUGAGUCGUCAGUAAGCUCCAAGGAGGCUGAUCAUCCUAGUCCACUUUCUGUUCUGGAGGUUCCUUUUACAGAAGAUGCGUCUUCUGGUUCAGAAUGCUUUGAGAGAGUCAGUGCUGGACUUGAUGGGCUUCGGAUGCAAUUGAAGCUCCUCAAGAUGGAGUCAGAGGUUUAUGUUGAUGUAGUAGCAAGUGAUGACGAGGUUGAAUCCUUUGAAGAUAAUUGUAGUUUAAGGUCCCAGAGCUGGCAAUCUUUUUACAUACUGGAUGUGCUAACUGAUUCUGGGUUGAAGACAUCCGAUCCUGAUGCAUUCCUAAUAUCUUGCCACUCUCUGGAGUGUCCUUUGAGUCCCUGGAUUUUCAACAAUCUUGAGAAGAAGUACACCGAUGAAACAACUGGAUCGAGGUAUGAAAGGAAGCUACUGUUUGACCGUAUAAACUUGGGCCUAGUGGAGAUUCUUAGGAAGUACGUCGAUCCCUGUCCCUGGGUGAAGCCAAUUGAGGGUAUUAACUGGAAGUGGCAGACGUAUGGGAUGAAAAACAUUCUGCAUCAACUGCUGAAAAGCCAUGAAGACCCUGCAAACAAGGACACACACGCUAAUAUUGUGGAAGAUAUGCAUUGGCUAGAACUCAAGGAAGAGGUGGAUCUGAUAGGUAAGGACAUUGAGAAAUCGUUGAUAGAGGACCUCAUAGAAGAACUUGUAGCUAUGUAGGUGCAAUCUAGGUCGUAGUUUCAUACUUGAUGAUAACAAAACAUCGAAGGGUUUAGGAGAUAUAACUAAUAAAAUACAAAUGUUGCAUCAGCCUAGUAUUAACUGUAGUAUAGCUCGAUAACAUGAAAAUGCCAGUAUCCGAGCUUUACAUGAAGUACAAGCAUGCUGAAGUUGAAUUCUGCAAGUACAGCAAAAAGCAUAAGCUUGUUGAAGUACAAUUUGAAUCUGUUUUUCCUUGUA
Molecule: messenger RNA, 3551 nt
Organism: Capsicum annuum
Lineage: Eukaryota; Viridiplantae; Streptophyta; Magnoliopsida; Solanales; Solanaceae
Exons: 5
Coding region: 207-3311 (1034 amino acids)
Source: RefSeq, a predicted model, not a curated record